Messenger RNA from Perognathus longimembris pacificus (Pacific pocket mouse), 1243 nucleotides. RefSeq names its product DnaJ heat shock protein family (Hsp40) member C5 (gene Dnajc5). The transcript is spliced from 5 exons. Gene Ontology annotation, cellular component: membrane; intracellular membrane-bounded organelle; presynapse. Bases 442 to 1038 code for a protein of 198 amino acids. Gene Ontology annotation, biological process: regulation of synaptic vesicle cycle. NCBI's taxonomy places the organism in Eukaryota, Metazoa, Chordata, Mammalia, Rodentia, Heteromyidae. The record is from RefSeq and is a predicted model, not a curated record.
GGUGGAAGUCGCCCUGUGGGGAGAGCGUUAGGACCUCGCCGUCCGGGCUCCGACUUGUGAUAAGUGAUUGGAUUAAGAGCUUCAUUUCCUGGUGUCCCAGAGUGAUUUCUCGCAGUUCGUUCCGUUUUGUCUUAGGGGAAAAGGAAGCAGAAGUUUCAGUUUUAUUUUGUUUUCUGGCUUGAACUUGGAGAUUUGGGUUGAGCAUUGGACGCUAACCGGUUGGGAAAAUCCUGAAAGGCUCUGUCAGUUUCAAAAUGUAACCUGUUUUAAUGACAAAGCGUGUCUUGGCACGGUUGUCACGGUUCUAUGAUGUUUUGACAUUUAUUUGUUUCUUAAAAAAAAAUACCCCAUUGACUUAACGGAAGAGUCAUCAGUCAAAUCACAUUUCAAGCCAGGAGGACCAAAAAGCUUUGGGAAAGUUUCGAACCUGAUUAACUUAACAUGGCUGAUCAGAGGCAGCGCUCACUCUCUACCUCCGGGGAAUCACUAUACCAUGUUCUUGGCCUAGACAAGAAUGCAACCUCAGAUGACAUUAAAAAAUCCUAUCGGAAACUUGCCCUGAAAUAUCACCCUGACAAGAACCCUGAUAACCCAGAGGCUGCAGACAAGUUUAAGGAGAUCAACAACGCCCAUGCCAUCCUGACUGACGCCACGAAAAGAAACAUCUACGACAAGUACGGCUCGCUGGGGCUCUACGUAGCUGAGCAGUUCGGGGAAGAGAAUGUCAACACCUACUUCGUGCUCUCCAGCUGGUGGGCCAAGGCCCUGUUUGUCUUCUGUGGCCUCCUCACCUGCUGCUACUGCUGCUGCUGUCUGUGCUGCUGCUUCAACUGCUGCUGUGGGAAGUGCAAGCCCAAGGCGCCUGAAGGUGAGGAGACCGAGUUCUACGUGUCUCCCGAGGACCUGGAGGCGCAGCUGCAGUCUGACGAGAGGGAGGCCACAGACACACCCAUUGUCAUACAGCCAGCGUCCGCCACAGAGACCACCCAGCUCACAGCCGACUCCCACCCCAGCUACCACACUGAUGGGUUCAACUAAGGUCAGGAAAGGCUGUGAUUAGAGGAUGAAUCAGUACCGGCCACUGCAACCCAGAAUCAUGAACUGUAGUCACCGAGAUGGGGGGCCGUCACCGUCCUGCCAUGGCUGUGUCUGGCUCCUCCCACCUCCUCUACGCCCGCCCAUCCAUCCACCCUUGAUACAUGAAGUGCGUAGCAUGCAGUAUUUAAAGCAGUGUAGCUACGGU